Molecule: messenger RNA, 6448 nt
Organism: Lethenteron reissneri (Far Eastern brook lamprey)
Lineage: Eukaryota; Metazoa; Chordata; Hyperoartia; Petromyzontiformes; Petromyzontidae
Product: homeobox protein Hox-B4-like
Biological process (GO): positive regulation of transcription by RNA polymerase II; anterior/posterior pattern specification
Cellular component (GO): nucleus; nucleoplasm
Molecular function (GO): RNA polymerase II cis-regulatory region sequence-specific DNA binding; DNA-binding transcription factor activity, RNA polymerase II-specific
Source: RefSeq, a predicted model, not a curated record
UCCCAUCAUCGUCCCCCCACAAACACAAAUUUACGACCAUGAGUUCGUUCGUGGCGACCCCGGGCGCGGGACUCGUGGACACGAAGUUUCCCGCCUGCGUCGAGGAGUUACGCGACGACGAUGAUCAUCAACACCACCACCACCAACACCUCGACCACCACCACCAGCACCACGACCACUACAUCGCCGACCACGACUUCUACGAAAGCGACGAUCUGUGCUCUGCAAACGCAACGGCCACCGCUCCUCCAUUGACUGCGCCGCUAAGGGCUGGAGCCCGACACUUAAAUCGACAAAAUCAUCAUCAUCAUCAUCAGCAGCAGCAGCAGCAAGAGCAGCACCACCAUCAUCAGCAGCAGCAACACCAUCAUCAGAAUCACAACCAUCAUCAUGGCCAUCAUCAAGAUCAUCAUCAGGGCCAUCAUCAUCAGCGGCAGCAUGAUGCUCAUCGGGAUCAUCAGCUGGAUGUGCUUCCCGAUUGUGAUCAGCAACAGCACCACGAUCAUCAUCAUCAUCACCACGAGCAGCACAAACAGCAUCAGCAACACCAGCACAAUAAUCACCACCAUCACCAGCUGCACCAGCAGCAGCAGCAUCAUCAACAGCAUUACAAGCUACAACAGCAGCAGCAACGACAGCAGCAGCCGUCGCAGGCCCCCAUCUACAGCUGCGAGCGAGCUCACGGAGGCGGCGUCUCGGGCAUUCUACCCCGCGCGUCGGCGGACCCCUCGAUCCUUAGCGAGGGGAUAAGCGCUCGGGACCUCGAGUCCCCGGUCCCUUUCGACGAGGGUGACCCCCCUCCUACGGGGGUGGUGCCCGGGCAGCAUCAGCAGCAGCCGCAGCAGCAGCAGCCGCGCGGGGCGAGGGAGGACGCGAUGGUGGUUUACCCUUGGAUGAAGAAGGUACACGUGAAUACAGUGGCUCCGAGCUGCCGUGGAAACGGGGAGCUGAAGCGUGCGCGCACCGCCUACACGCGCUACCAGGCGCUCGAGCUGGAGAAGGAGUUCCACUUCAACCGCUACCUGACGAGGCGACGUCGUGUCGAGGUGGCCGGCGCGCUCUGCCUGAGCGAGCGCCAGAUCAAGAUCUGGUUCCAGAACCGGCGCAUGAAGUGGAAGAAGGACCAUCGACUACCGAACACCAAGGUGAAGGCGACGACGGCGGGCGACUUGCAAGCUGCCUCCGUGACGACCAUGACGAUGACUUAAAGUCGCUGGAUUUUGGUCGGCUGCAGUUGUCGGUCCGUCGUGGGUCGCGAGUGGUCGCACGCGAUCCUAUUUUUCGAUCGGUGUUGGCGGGGAGUAUCGCUGCUGCUGCUGCUGUUGUUGCUGUUGUUGGUGAUGAUGGUGGUGGUGGUGGGUGUGAUGUUGAUGGUGGUGGUAAUGAUGUUGUCAUCGUUUGUUUGAUGAUGAUGAUGGUUGAGAUGGUUGUGCGUGUGAUGUUGAUGGUGGUGAUGAUGAUGAUGGCUGAGAUGGUCGUGCGUGUGAUGUCAAUGGUCGAGUUGGUGAUGAUGAUAUUAUUAUUUUGUUUAUAGCUUAGACGGCUGUACGUGUGUAAAGUUGAUGAUGUUGUUGAUGAUGAUGGCUGAUAUAUUUGCGCACGUGAUGAUGAUGAUGAUGCUGCUGCUGUUGAGAUAUCACUUGUACAGGGUAUAAAGUUCGCUUAGCCAACCCGCACUGACCAGCCUGGUGAAAUAGCUCCUCCCCCAGGGCCCAGGCCCUCAUCCAGCAGUGGAUUUGGCAAAGAGGGCUCCCUCCGUGUCGUUCAUGCGCACCGCGUGAUCGUGGGUACUGCUUGCCAGUGUCAGGGCACUUAUUUAUUCCCAUGAACUGACGCAUACCGAUGGGUACAAGCGUAGCACGGUAUAAUACGUACGCGCAGACACAUACGCACGAGGCGAUACCAAACAACGCGCACGCUACACACACGCGCGCGCGCACGCUUACGUUAUACAUAGAGACACAGCACAGACGCGCGCACACACACAACAACAAUAGUAAGUCAGCACAUUUGGAAUCGCUGCCGUCAUUCAGGGCAGCACAGCUGUAGUUCAACACACUGCACCUCCGAUUAGCACGGGAUUUUUGUUUUUUUUGCUACGUACGGUGCGAAAAAAGUUAAACGUACUGUGUGCACGCUGAGUGCCGUUCCAACCGAUAACAUUUUUUGUCUUCUUUUAACGGCCACCAUCAAGCAAGACGGUGCGUAUUUAUAAUUUUUUAUAUUACUAUAUUAUCGGCAAUGCCAAACACCCGCAGUGAUAACUAGGGCGGCCCGCGAUUUCGAACCGCGAGCCUCGACGGAAAGUGGCGGACUGGCGCACAAUAAGCGCCUACUAAAUUUAAAUGCAACCAAAACAGCAAUCAAUAUAACAUGCUACAAUCACAAAUGUGUCCUGUACGUACCCGUGUUGAAAACAAACUGAUAUAUACACACACACAAACACACACGUGGAAAUAACGAUGCACGCGUAUGAUACAUGCGCGUGCACACGCACGCACGCAAGUAGCGGACGAUGAGACGCUUCAGAGAGGAAUACGCGUCGCCACGUGUGUGUCUGUAAUAAAGUUGUACAAAUGUUGUCAAUCACACAGCUCGCUCGCACACGCACAGCGUACACCGAGCACCGGAUUAUAAGACGCACACCACACACCCUCCCCCACUCCCCCAACUUUUUCGUUAAAAUAACGCAGGGCCGUUUUUACAAUGCGGAGUGAAGGGUAAUUAAAUACACCGCUACACUCGUAUACGAAACACACACACACGUGUACGCAUACAUACGCACUCACCACAUAUACACAUAUACAGUACUUGCAUUCCUCCAAUGGCCUACACACAUUCCUUAAUACACGAGCCUUAGCUCGCAUGGUAUAUAUAUACACAACAAUGUAUUGUUCUUAUAUUACGCGUCGACAAGUCUUUGUCUUGACGAACUCGGCUCGUGGUGACGACGACGAUGCGACGAGCAGUUGCUCGCAGCAGGCGCAGUGUUUGUGUCGGUGUGUGUGUGUCAGUGUGUCUGUAUGUGUCAGUGUCUGUGUGUCGGUGUGUGUGUGUGUGUGUCAGUGUGUGUGUCUGUAUGUUUGUGUAUCGGUGUGUGUGUGUCUGUCGGUGUGUGUGUGUCUGUCGGUGUGUGUUUGUCAGUGUUUGUGUGUCUGUGUGUGUGUGUCUGUGUGUGUGUGUGUCUGUGUGUGUGUCAGUGUUUGUGUGUGUCUGUGUGUGUGUCAGUGUGUGUGUGUGUCAGUGUGUGUGUCUAUCGGUGUGUGUGUGUCUGUGUGUAUGUGUCAGUCAGUGUGUGUGUGUGUCAGUGUGUGUGUGUCAGUGUGUGUGUGUCUGUAUGUGUCAGUGUGUGUGUGUCUGUAUGUGUCAGUGUGUGUGUGUCUGUAUGUGUCAGUGUGUGUGUGUCUGUAUGUGUCAGUGUGUGUGUGUCUGUAUGUGUCAGUCAGUGUGUGUGUGGCCACCCACCCCUCGUGUGUCGUGCCGGCCUUUGUCGGUGCUCGCUAACAGCACUUGCCCCAACAGUCUGUUAAGGCUGUACGGGGGAUCUUUGUCUUUGUGUGUCUUCGUCGUGUCGGUGUGUGUGUCUUUGUCUUUUGAGAAUGUCAGUGUGCCCGCCUUCAUAUGUGCUGGCUAACAGUACUUGCCUCUACAGUCUGUUAAGGCUAUACGGGGGGUCUUUGUCUUUGUAGUGAACGUGUCUUUUUAAGGUGGGUGGCGGUAGUGUGGUGGUUGGCGCGAUGCGUACCCGGCGAGCCGAGUUCGAUUCCCGCUCACAACCAACAUCGGAGACGAUUAUCUGAACUGGUUCUGGGCCUCCCCUAGGUCGACUCAGCCUCAAAUGAUUACCCGGUGACGGUGUGUAAAAAUCAUCGCCACUGGGGAGACGAAGGCGGCCGGGCGUGGUGCUGGCCACCCACCCCCUCGUGUUGCCGUGCCGGCCUUCAUAGGUUCUCGCUAACAGCACUUGCCCCAACAGUCUAAAAAGGUUACACAGGGUAGCUGUAUCUUUGUACGCGAGUGUGCUUGUGUCACACGAGGUGUGUGUGUGUCAGUGCGUGUGUCUGUGCGAGUGUGUCAUUGUAUGCGUACGGAGUGGUGGCGCAGUGGUUAGCGCACUGCGCUACGAACCCGACGACCCUCGGUGGUGGGUUCCCGCUCACGGCCAACAUCAGUGACGAAUAACCGAACCGGUCCUGGGGUCGACUCAACGCGCGUAUAAACAUGGGCGCCAGGGAGACAAAGGCGGCCGGGCGUGGUGCUGGCCACAUCAACCCCGUGGUGCGCCGUGCCAGCGUUCACAAGAUGCUCGCUAAUAAAGCACUUGCCCCGGAAGCCUGUUGAAGGCUACCUGGGAAGCUGUGUGUGAGAUGGUGUUUGUCAGAUCGUGUGUGAGAUAGUGUUUGUCGGAUCGUGUGUGAGUGCGUGUCGGUGUACGUGAGUGUGUGUCGAUAAGUGUGCGCGACUAUUGUGUAUGGCAUGUUGAACUUCUUUCGCACCGUACGUAGCCAACCGUGCUAAUCGGAGGUGCGCGGGGGGAAGGACAACACACCAAACACGACAUAUACUGCCGUCGGAGAGAGUGUGUUGACUUGUGCUCGCUGACAGCACUUGCCCCAACAGCCUGUGGAGGCUACCCAGGGGAUCUUUGCGUGUCCCUGUGAGUGUGUUGUCAAUGUGUGUCGUGUACGAGUACAGUCCAGGUGAGUGUUGUCUCGCUCGCGUUUGCGAGGGUUGUGAGUGUCGUGUGUGAGGAUGCGGCAUCGCCUCAAAGUGCACCUAGCCUGGCACCAGGAUCCGUGGUGACGUCGCCGCCACUUAGUGGCGUGCGUUUGGUUACUUGUUGAUAUUUUUUGCGCGUGAGUGUUAGAACGCUAUAGCGCGUUACAUUAGUGCAUUGGCCGCCCCUUGUAACUUAUUCGUUAUUUAUUUGCUGGUUGGUGUCGUUUGUUGUUGUUGUUGUGAAUAGUUGUUUACUUUAGGCUGCCACUCGGGGCGCUUGGUUGUUGUGAGCACGUGGCCACGUGUAGCGCGAUCACGUGGGUACAACUGAGCAUCCCACAGUGACUGCGUCACAAUAAACGAUGAUGAUGGUGGUGGUGAUGAUGUUAGACACUAGUUGUAGCAAUUGUAAUAGUAUUACUCUGCAAUAUGAAGUAUGCCGUUUUGUGUAAAGACACCUAGCCUGGCACAGACCCCCACCCCGCGUCCCCCCCGGCCCCUGACACAGACAGGGUAUAAAUGUCUCCGAUUCUUGUCGGCGUGUGUUUAAAGGCGUGCGCGUGCAUGCAGGUGAGCGUGAAUAAUCCCGUAAGAGAGUGUGUGUGUGUGUCUUGCGUGUCUCGUGUGUGUGUGUGUUGUCCGUGUAUCUUGUGUAUAUACACGUGUGACGCUCGUGUGUGCGUGUCUGUGUGUAUGUGGGGAGCGGUAGUGUAGUGGCUAGCGCACUGCACUUCGAACCCGGCGACCUGAGUGACGACUAUUUGAAUCAGUCCUGGGCCUCCCCUCGGUCGAUUCGGUCUCAAAUGAGUACCUGGUGUGAUGCGUAAACAUAACCACUAAGGAGAGACAAAGGCGGCCGGGCGUGGUGGCUGCCACCCACCCCCUCGUGUGCCGUGCCGGCCUUCAUAGGUGCUCGCUAACAGCACUUUCCCCUACAGUCUGUAAAGGCUACACGGGGGAUCUUUGUCUUGGUGUGUGUUUUUUUGCUUUGUGUAUGUUGCGCUCGUAUGUCUGUGUGUAUGUUUAUGAUGUGCGCUCCUCGUCUUUCUGUGUGUGCGCGCGUAUGUUCUUUGUUUAUGUGCGCGUUGGUCUCAUGAAUAAUGAAUAAAGCGACAUUAAACACUGAGCUGAGUGCACGUGUCUGCGAAUUCUGGGCGAGAGGCGCCGUCAUUAACGUCCUCAUCAUCAUCAACAUCAUCAACAUCAUCAAGAGACCAUCGAUACUGAUCAUCAUUGUCACAUCGAGCACCAAUGAAAGCCGGCACGUCACCAGGGACAAUCGCCAAUAGCCACAUAAUAAUAAUCAUCAUCAUCAUAAUCCUUAUCAUAGAUCAACUCUGCAAUCAUCAUCGCCACCACCACGGGUCAUUAACAACAAUCAUCAUCAUCGAAAUCGAACAUGAUCAUCCGAGCUAAUUCGCCACGUGACAUCAUUUUCGUCAUAAUCAUACAAACGGCAUCGUCAUCAGCGAUCGUUAUGACGUCUUGUAAUUACCGAUAAUAACCGAUGCUCAGCACGGGCGCAUUAUCGUCAAACAAUAAUGAUCGUCAUCACAAUGAUCACGGAUAGAAUCAUUAUCACGUCAUAAUUACAGAUCGUCAUCAACGCGCCUUGCAGUUACAAAUCAUCACAAUGAACCAUAAAUGGGCAAUCAUUUGGUGGUGGUGAUGGCGGUGGUGAUGACGGUGGUGAUGACGGUGGUGGUGGUGAUGAUGAUGAUGGUGAUGA